This is a messenger RNA of Rotaria sp. Silwood1, 1219 nucleotides long. The record is from the annotation of a GenBank genome assembly. NCBI's taxonomy places the organism in Eukaryota, Metazoa, Rotifera, Eurotatoria, Philodinida, Philodinidae.
AUGUCAAUAAGUUCAAUUGAAGACUUAUCUAAUGAAUUGUUUUAUGAAAUAUUUGGAUAUCUUGAUGCUUGUAAAAUCUAUUAUGCUUUUUCAAAACUUAAUUAUCGUUUUCAAAAAUUAAUUAAUUCUUCAUCACUUCUAUUAAAACUAAAACUUGAUAAUUCAAAAUCAGAAAAAAUAUUUAUGAAUAAUUACCAACAAAUUUUACAUCUCAAUAAAGGUCAAAUAUUUUCGAUUCAUUUAUGGACAUCAGAAAAUACUAAUCAAAUUAUCUCAACAUUUACUAUUGAUUCAUCAUUUAAUUGUCUUGAAUCUCUUGUUUUUUAUGCAAUUAAAUCAGAUCUAUUAAUUUCACUUCUUCCAACAUUAACUUGUUUAUCUCGUCUUUUCUCAUUAACAAUCGAAAUAUGGUCUAAUAUAAAAGAUCUUGGUAAUAUCUAUCAAUUAAUUUUCAACUUACCAAAAUUAAAAUAUAUCAACUUUAGAGCAAUGGAAUCCAAUGAAGAUAUAAUUAUUUCAUUACCAAUUGCUACUAAUGAACAAAUAAGUUCUAUCGAAUAUCUUAUUAUGGAACAUCCUUGUGCUUUCGAUGAACUUUCUGCUAUAACAUCUUAUACUCCUAAUCUUCAUCAUUUAAAAUUUUUAAGUCUUACACAUCGAAAAGUAGAUAUUACAAGUAUUAAACCAAUGAUAUUACCAAAUUUAAAACAUCUUUCUAUUCAUAUAUAUAGAAAAAUGUCAUUUAAUGUAUUUGAAAUAUUCAUUAGUAAAUUAAAUUCAAAAAUAAAAAUUUUAUCAUUGACAACAAUAUUUGAAGAUAUUGCUUAUCUUGAUGCUAAUCGAUGGGAAAAUUUUAUUUUAACAAAAUUACCUCAAUUAGAAAAAUUUUAUUUUAAAUAUAGUGCAUAUUUUGCAGAAGAUUAUCAAACUCCAAUGUAUUCCGGACAACGUGAUCAAUUUAUUUCAUCAUUUUGGCUUCAACGAGGAUGGAUAUUAGACAUUGAAGUUGAAGAUGAAAAUAUCAUUUAUUCAAUCCGUCCAUAUCAAAAAAGAUGGUAUGAAUAUGAUACAGAACAUAAGAUGAUUAAUACUUCUGAUCAAUUAUCAAAAUCUAUUCGACUUAGUCUAGAUGACGUAUGUCCUGAACAAUGGACAAAGACGAUAUUCAUAAAUGAUUAUAUUAACCAUAUUUUAACUCUAACACAAAUUUAUCAUUUAG